CUGUAUACCGUUUGGAAUGGAACUAGUAUUACCAGCAGUACUUGUCGACAAGUUUCGAUCAAAAACUCUAUUUGUUAUAAUUACAGGCAUGCACUACUCUACGAUCUUGACGUAACAUGCUUCGAGGCUUCGUCACACGUCGGUGGUCUCUGGAGAUACCGAGAAGAAGAGACCGAGUAUUCAUGCGUGAUGAAAACAACUGUGAUCAAUACUUCAAAGGAGAUGACAGCCUAUUCUGACUUCCCUCCGGAACCAACUGUAGCUAAUUUCAUGCACAACACUGAAAUGCACAGGUACCUGGUAUCAUACGCUGAGCAUUUCGACCUCAUAAAAUAUAUCAAGUUUAAUCACAAAGUCCUGAACAUAGAGCGAUCCCAAGGCUACGAAAAGAGUGGACAAUGGGAUGUCACCUAUAAAGACCAGUCGGGAUCGAAAAAGUCGGAUGUGUUCGACGCAGUGCUUUUGUGCUGUGGACAUCAUGCCAUCCCACGAAUGCCAACGCCAUGGCCUGGUCAGGAGAGCUUCAAAGGACGCAUCAUCCAUUCUCAUAGUUACAGAAGUCACGUAGGAUAUGAGGAUAAAGUGGUCGUCAUUGUUGGUGUUGGUAACUCCGGAGGUGAUGUGGCCGUCGAGCUGAGCAGAAUUGCUAAGCAGGUUUAUUUGGUUUCUCGACGAGGCACAUGGGUAACAAACCGAAUAUAUGAUUACGGCGAACCAGUCGACUUAGCAUUAAACAGGUAA
Messenger RNA from Cooperia oncophora, 741 nucleotides. NCBI's taxonomy places the organism in Eukaryota, Metazoa, Nematoda, Chromadorea, Rhabditida, Trichostrongylidae. The record is from the annotation of a GenBank genome assembly.